GAGAUGGAAGUGGAAAAGUCAGGCAAGCUAUCUCACAUUCGUUACAACUCGACCUCUAAUAACAGCACCAGAAUGUCGAGGUUUUGUCGGAUCUGUGCAACCACUAAUCACGUCGAGUGCUCCAUUUACGAAUCUUUGAGUGAGGGUGAAGGCAAGACGAGCCUGCAUAUGAUGCUGGUAAAUCCAAUACGAUCAAAACGAUAACAAGCAACGAUGACCGAGAGCGAAUAGUUAGAGCUUAUGAGCGAGGAAUGAACAUGAAAGAGAUUUCGGAACUGCUGCAGGUGAAGCAUUCUACAGUGCACGGAAUAAUAAAGAAGUACAGAGAAACGGGAGUUAUUGCAGCAACCGUGCGUGCUCCACCAAACACUAAGAAAUUAAAUGGGCAGGUAAUUGCAAGUAUUAAAGAGUGGAUUGAUCAGGAUUGCUCUCAAACGUUUAAGCAACUGACAAUAAGGAUUCGCGAACAGUAUAACAUCUUAGUAAGUACUACGACGGUAGCUCGAGUUAUUAAAGGAUUUCAUUAUUCAUUUAAGAAGGUGCAUAAAGUUGCCCUGCCUGCUGUACAUCCUGGAUUGAUAGCUGAUAGGAAAGAAUACGCAGAAAGAUUUCUGCAACUGCCAGAUCAAUACGCUGAUGAUGCGAUUGUAUUUAUUGACGAAAAGAGUUUUCAAGCCAUCUUCAGAGUAUCGUAUGGGCGCAAAUCUGAUGGGGAACGAGCAGUAAAUAGCAGUAGCAGUCAUCCGGUGGGUUCGCGCAAUUUUUCUAUUUUAUGCGCGAUGACAAGAAACGGAAUUAUUCACUACGAGCAUCGAACCGCAGCGAAAAAUGUACCAAGCUUCAUAGAGUUCCUUCGGGAACUGUUUGUAAAAAUUACAGAUAUCGGAUCAUGUAUCCUUAUAAUGGAUGAUAUUCCAUAUCAUCAAAGCGGAGAAGUAAGAACAGUAAUAGAGGAAGAAGGCCACCCGUUUAUGCUGCUUCCUUCAAAUACUCCCUUUUUUAAUCCGAUAGAGAUUAUGUUUAGCAAUUGGAAAUCGAUUGUUAAGAGAGCAGAGCCAACAAAUGAGAAACAGUUGAUGAAUGCAAUUGCUGAAGCAUCAAACCUAGUUACUAGACAAGAUACCGAGGGAUUCGUGCACCAAAUGUGGACGAAUAUACGUCGCUGCACGAACGGCGAAGGAAUGUUUUAAUAAUAAUACUAUAAAUAAUGAAUAAAUAGAACUAUA
Molecule: messenger RNA, 1226 nt
Organism: Anopheles coustani
Lineage: Eukaryota; Metazoa; Arthropoda; Insecta; Diptera; Culicidae
Exons: 2
Coding region: 252-1190 (312 amino acids)
Molecular function (GO): nucleic acid binding
Source: RefSeq, a predicted model, not a curated record